CUCCCCAGUCCUCAUUCAAAACAGAACACAGCUGUUGCGAGGCACAUCGCUCUGGUCGCUAGCCUAGCUGUCUUUCUGCAGUCUUCAGUUGCUUCAUAUGGGCUGGACGUGUGUUAUAUCCCAAAAUACAUUGGUGCACUUUGCUGAGAGACAGCAAGACUGAAGCGGAAGAGGAGGCCAGGAUUAAAGAGGCCGCACAGAGGUGGGGAGGCCAGCCAAACGCUACAGCACCAUGCGCCUGAUCUGACACACAACCAGUAAGCACCGCCUCAGCUGUCCCAGCUCGUUGAAGGGCCAGGUGGGCUUUGCUGCAACAGAGGAUGAAGAGCGGUCUCCUGCGCUAAAGCUGGAUGGUGUGGGAAUGAUGGAUGUCCCCAAUGGCCAAUCGGUGGUUAGCACAGCAGCUGCCACCAUCUCUGAGAGGAGCAUCAGCUCAGAGUCUCUCAGUGAUAAGGGUUCAGAGCUGAAGAAGAGCUUUGACGCAGUCGUGUUUGAUGUUCUAAAGGUCACACCAGAGGAAUAUGCAGGCCAGAUUACACUCAUGGAUGCCCCGGUGUUCAUUGCCAUCCAGCCAGAGGAGUUGUCGAGCUGUGGCUGGAAUAAGAAGGAGAAGCACAGCUCUGCACCCAACGCUGUAGCCUUCACGCGCAGGUUCAACCAGACCAGCUUCUGGGUGGUGCGGGAGAUACUCCACGCGCAAACGCUGAAGAUCAGAGCAGAGGUGCUGAGUCUGUACAUACGCACUGCCAAGAAACUGUGCGACAUGAACAACCUGCACGCGGUCAUGGCGGUGGUUUCGGGCCUGCAGAGCGCUCCCAUCUUCAGACUGAGCAAGACGUGGGCGUUACUGAGUCGGAAGGACAAGGCGUCGUUUGAGCGCCUGGAGUACCUGAUGGCCAAAGAGGACAAUUACAAGCGUCUCAGGGACUACAUACGCAGCCAGAGUAUGGUGCCCUGCAUCCCUUACCUAGGUAUGUACCUGUCUGACCUGACCUACAUUGACUCCGCCUACCCCUCCACCGGCAGUAUCCUGGAGAACGAACAGAGGUCCAACCUGAUGAACAAUAUCCUUAGGAUCAUAUCAGAUCUGCAGAGAUCCUGCAUCUGCGACACACCAGUGUUGCCUCACGUCCAGAAGUAUCUCAACUCGGUCAGAUAUAUCGAGGAGCUGCAGAAGUUUGUGGAAGAUGACAACUACAAGCUGUCCCUGAAGAUUGAGCCAGCCACCACCACACCACGUGCUCACAUCUCCAAAGAGGACCUUGUUGGUCAGGAGGUGUCCGCCUCGCCUCUCUGUGGCCGCAAGGGAACAAUAGCCCCCGAGGGCGCCAAGGUCUCGGCCACACCCCCCUCGCCCCGCAACCUGCUGCCCUACAGCCACAGGAAGAGCCACAGCCUGGGCUACAAGUCAGUACACGUCCCGGUCACCUCCAGGGACCACCAGCCAUUGUAGGAUCAGGCCUUACUAUGGCUGCACAAUUUGCUGGACUGAAAUCUGUUUAUUUGUAUUAAAUGAUACACUGUCGCAGCUCAGCAAUUGCUUUAU
Molecule: messenger RNA, 1546 nt
Organism: Gadus chalcogrammus (walleye pollock)
Lineage: Eukaryota; Metazoa; Chordata; Actinopteri; Gadiformes; Gadidae
Gene: ralgps2
Product: Ral GEF with PH domain and SH3 binding motif 2
Exons: 13
Coding region: 362-1453 (363 amino acids)
Biological process (GO): Ras protein signal transduction; positive regulation of GTPase activity
Cellular component (GO): plasma membrane
Molecular function (GO): guanyl-nucleotide exchange factor activity
Source: RefSeq, a predicted model, not a curated record